ACCGAAGGUUUUGACCUGUAAAAGAAAUUAGAAUGCUUUGGUUCUUAAAAAUAAAACAAAAAACGAGAAGAGGAAAAGUGAAAAACACGCUAGCCAAGUUAACCCGUGCUCCCUCCCGCCGUCAAUGGCAACCACGGCGGUGCUCCGCUCCCUUCUCCGCCGUUCACGAUCAUCUUCACUCCUUUACAUGUCACGUAUCCCCGCUUCUCAUCCUUUCACACCUCAUUCUCCAACUCCAACCUUUCUCGACGCGUUCCACACACGCGCUUUCUCCACUGGUUCUUCCAAUGACGAACUGGAUACUGACUCGUUAGGUCUCGACUCGCCGGUUCACUCCGAGAUUCUGAAAACAAUCGCUGAUAGUGCCGGCAGCGAAGAUAUCCCUGUUUUUCCAGUUCGUGCCGUCAUUUCAUUGCUCGAAUCCUUUCAUGAUCUCACUGGAUUUCCAUGGUGGUUAACUAUAAUUUCGUCUACUUUGGCUCUCAGACUUGUUCUUCUUUGUCCUUUGAUUUUUACGCUUCACAAGCUUAAAAGGAUUUCAGAGUUUGUCCCUAAAUUGCCCCCUCCAUUCCCACCGCCUUUCUCAGGAAAGAGUUAUAUACGUCAGAUGCGGUUCUUUGAAGAGAAGAGAAAAGCAGUUGGAUGCCCUUCAUACGCGUGGCCUCUGUUACCGUUUAUUGUUCAGGUUCCCUGCUUUUUCGUGUGGAUGUUUAGCAUAAGGAGGAUGUCACUGGAUGGUCACCCUGGUUUUGAUUGUGGUGGUGCUUUAUGGUUCCAGAAUUUAACAGAAUUUUCUCACGGUUAUUCAGGGUUCACCUUUCCUUUUCUGAUGGCUGGUCUUCACUAUGUUAUUGUUCAGGUAACCUUUAAGAAACCUAUGAUUGAAGAAACACAGGACAUUUUUGACUUGUUAUCCAAGUACUACAAGCGAUACUUGGACUUUCUAACAUUGCCUAUAGCUUUCAUUGGCUUUUCUAUUCCUCAGGGGAGCCAACUCUAUUGGAUUACCAAUAGUUCGUUAACGCUAGUUCAGCACUUUGCUCUUAGAAAUCCGGCUGCCCUUGCAAAGUUGGGGUUACUGGACAAGAAUCGUCAAAUAGCAGCUUCCAAGGAAACUGAUGCUUCUAAAACACCACCUUUACUGGGGGUACAAGACAAUAGCACAACAGCAGCUACCAAGGAAACUAUUUCUCCUGAAAAGAACCCUCUGGAUUCACCUGAGAAAUGGCAUAAAAUACCUAUAGAGAACAUGUCCUCUGUAGAACUGACCACUCUUGCAGUCCCAUUUCUAAAUAGUAGCGAUAAAGAUAGUGCAAUACCUUUGCUAAAACUAGCACUUGAUAAGGACCCUGAAUACUUGCGAGCUUUGGUUUUAAUGGGACGGGUUCUUUUGCUGAAGCAAAUAAAUGAUGAAGCUAUUCAAUACUUUGAGCGUGCAAUAUCAAAGCUUUCACUUGCUGGCUUCCCAACUGAUCCAGAAGAGUUUGAUUUUUUGAUUCUGUCAUCCCAAUGGGCUGGUAUUGCCUUUGAACGACAGGGAAAGAAGGAUGAAGCGCGUGCACACUUUGAAAGAGUUGCAAAUAUGGAGGAGCCUGAAGAUCCCGCUAGCAAACGCUAUUAUUUUGAUGGUUUGCUGCUGCUUGCCAGCUCUUUACAUGACUCUGGUCAAAAGGCUGAAGCUGCAAAGUAUCUGCGACUUGUUGUUGCUUAUAAUCCUGGUUAUAAGAAAUUUUUGGAACAAUGUGAACAACAUGAAGAUAUUGCUAGUGAUCUUGCUCAAACUAGGAGAGACCUCUGAUUUCAGAUAUGUCACUGAUGUCCAUAUUUAUUGUAUUUUAUGUAUAUCUAAACAAUAAAACUUUACCUCAUUUCAUUUUUGCUUUACAGUUUAUAAUUUAUAUUUUGACGAAUAAUCAGCUUAGAUGUCAGCUGCAUUACACAAUUAGUUAUACAAAAUUGUGUAAAUAUUGAAGUGAUGGCAUAAUUUGAUCCUCCCUUGUCCCCCAAUUAAAAAUAAUCCAUGUC
Medicago truncatula (barrel medic) is the source of this 2025-nucleotide messenger RNA. Its product is annotated as ALBINO3-like protein 2, chloroplastic. Gene Ontology annotation, biological process: protein insertion into mitochondrial inner membrane from matrix. Gene Ontology annotation, cellular component: mitochondrial inner membrane. Gene Ontology annotation, molecular function: protein binding; membrane insertase activity. The transcript is spliced from 14 exons. The record is from RefSeq and is a predicted model, not a curated record. NCBI's taxonomy places the organism in Eukaryota, Viridiplantae, Streptophyta, Magnoliopsida, Fabales, Fabaceae. Bases 125 to 1798 code for a protein of 557 amino acids.